Quercus robur (English oak) is the source of this 1161-nucleotide messenger RNA. RefSeq names its product putative F-box protein At5g66830. The transcript has a single exon. Gene Ontology annotation, molecular function: protein binding. The coding region runs from base 1 to 1161 and encodes 386 amino acids. The record is from RefSeq and is a predicted model, not a curated record. Lineage: Eukaryota; Viridiplantae; Streptophyta; Magnoliopsida; Fagales; Fagaceae.
AUGGCUCCACCUCCAGUCUGCUGGUCUGACCUCCCAGAAGACCUGCUGGAGCUAAUCCUCAAGCAAGUAAUGGACAUUGCUGAUCUUUACCAAUGUCGCAACACUUGUCAUUUAUGGCGGUCUCUUGCAAAGAAACUAUUAGCAUUGUCACCUCCACAGCUACUUGGUACAAGAGACCUCUACAAUAAUAAAAACCAUAACCGUAUAAAGUUAUCGGACUAUUUCACCGGCAAUUCCACUUUUUUUGAAACUCCCAAGUUCAAGAGUCAUGAUGGUUGUACAUAUGUCCCCAACCAUGUCCACUCCUCGCGUGGUUGGCUAGUAAUACAUUACACCAAAUCAUCCAGCUCUCCAAAUCAAUGUAUCUAUCUCUAUAACCCAUUGUCAGGAAUGGGGUUUUGGCUCUCAAUUUUCCUACGUGACAAUUCUAACAAUCCAUAUAGCUUACCAAUCCAGCCAGAAAAUGUGGUUUUUCCACCAAUCAAGUUAUAUUUAUCAUCUAAAAAACCAACAAGUAUAAGUUGCAUUAUUUUCAAUCUUGGUCCUGGAAUUUAUGCUGCGUGGGAGAGGAAGUUUUGGAGACCAGGAGACAAGAAGCGGAUACCCAUCCUUCGUUCCGGCUUCUGUAUUAAUAGUAUCAUACACUACAAGGAUGAAUUUUAUGGAAUUGACCCUUUCCCUCACCAUAGCUAUGUCAAUGGAGAAAUAGAACAAUUCUUUGUACAAUUGGAGUUCAUGGGUUCCUCCCCUGGUGUCAAAAGAAUUCCCACUAAAAUCAAUAGACCACAGUAUAUGUCAACAAACCAUGCCUCUCAAUUUCUGGUGGAAUCAUUGUGUGGGAGCUUGUUGUUGGUUUGUAAAACUUGGAUACAUAUUGAUAGCAUCUGGAGGUUCGAGGUGUACAAAUUGGAUUGGGGGAAGAGUGAGUGGGAGAAGAUCACAAGUUUAGGGGAUCAAGCAAUUUUCUUGGAAGAAGAUUCUAUAUGCAUACAAGCUAGUGCCUCUACAAAAUACAAAAAGAAUUGCAUCUAUUUCAUGGAUUGGGAUUUGAGACACCUAGUUGCAAUAUAUGACAUGGGAAAUCAGACUGUGUCUCAGCCUCUUUUUCCUCUCCCUGAUUUUGAUUGGAGAUACCCCAGUUGGUUUAGACCAGAAAUAUAA